Molecule: messenger RNA, 1996 nt
Organism: Anopheles coluzzii
Lineage: Eukaryota; Metazoa; Arthropoda; Insecta; Diptera; Culicidae
Gene: Pef
Product: peflin
Exons: 3
Coding region: 171-800 (209 amino acids)
Biological process (GO): COPII vesicle coat assembly
Molecular function (GO): calcium ion binding
Source: RefSeq, a predicted model, not a curated record
ACCGUUCCGUCAUUUGGUUCGCCAGCUAGGUAGAGCAAAGAUAAAAAAAAAUCGCGUCGGCAAUAGGCAGCACCGUGUUGUUCGCGUUCGUUUUAUCUGUACGUGAUUAAGUUAUUAUUCCCAUUCUGGAGUGUUUGUGUGUUUGAGCGAAGAUAGAAAUCUAGACGACGAUGGCUUAUCAGGGAGGAUACCCGCAACAACAGUAUGGAGGCUAUGGACAAAACCCGGCUGCAGCGGGCGGGUACGGAGGCGGUUACGGUGGUUACGCACCGCCACCGCAGCAACCGCCCGUCAAUCCGGAAAUCCAGAACAUUUUCCGCAACAUCGACAAAGACAACACAGGCCGCAUCAACAACCGGGAGCUGCAGCAAGCGCUGAUCAAUGGACGGGGCGACCACUUCUCCGACACGGCCUGCAAUUUGAUGAUCAGCAUGUUCGAUCGCAACAAGACCGGCACGGUCGACAUCUACGACUUUGAGAAGCUGUACAACUACAUCAACCAGUGGCUGCACGUGUUUAAGAACUUCGAUCGCGACGCAUCCGGCCACAUCGAGGAGUCCGAGCUGACCCAGGCGCUGACGCAGAUGGGUUUCCGCUUUUCGCCCCAGUUCAUACAGUACCUGAUUGCGAAAAACGAUCCCAUCAACCGGAAGGAAAUCUCGGUCGACCAGUUCAUCGUGACGUGCAUCCAGAUACAGCGCUUUACUGACGCGUUCCGCGUCCGGGACACCGAGCAGAAGGGCAUCAUUACGAUCGGGUUCGAGGACUUUCUCGGCAUCGCGCUCUCCAUGUGUUCCUAAAACUGUGCCGGCGGGGACAGUCAGGCCGAAUGAACUUCGAUGCUCCUAACCUAACCGCUAUCGUUUCCACACACACAUACACACACCGAGACACACAUACAGACACACACAUACAGACACACACACUUGGACACGGACACACAGCCGGCACAACACAUCAACACAAACACGGGGCAGCGAUAAAGUAAAGCACGGUAAUGAUUCACUGUUAAAGUAUUCUACUAACGGACAAAGCGACAAACCGACAAAACAAAACCAGGAUGUGUGUGUGUGUGAAGAUGUGUGAAGUACGGAAAGACCUGGCCCGGAGAGGAUGGACGAUACCGGAUGUUUGUCUGGAUGAGCCUUAUUCAGUUGAAUGAAAUACGCUUUUGUGAGAAUCAAAAAGAACGAACACUCAGAUGGAGAGGAAAGGAACUCGCUGAAGGGAGGGGGAAUCACCCGCAAACCAAGCGGACGCAGACGAGAAACAAUCAGUGCAACAAAUGAUGCCCAAGCAAACGUACUGUAAACCCGGUUAACAUUCAUUAACUUAUUCCUAAUGCCCGUAACACCAAUAAUAAUCAUCGUAUCGUAGUGCAGGAGAAAGGUGUAAUAGUACAGCAGAAGGUUCAACUAGACACACAAGAAAAUGGCACACAAACACACACACACACACAGAUAGAACAACAACUCAUAUAUAUGCGUCAUAAUUUAUAUCUACUUCAAAAAGCUAGAGCAAACGGCAUGUGCGGAAACGGAGAUUGUACGUCAAGUAGUGCUGGUGGAGGGGUGCAGGCUGGGAAAGGGCGGCAAACAUGCAUGCCAAACAUUAAUGCGGGCCCCCAUCAUCCACAUGCGUCUUGGGUUCCGUGAGGAGAUAGAGAGCGAUUCCCCUGUGCUGCACGUGUGUGUACUCUGCUGGAGCCAGUUAUAUCUUUUGAGUUGAUUAGCAAUGGUUUCUGCGCAUUGGAGCUAUCGUCGUCGUCGUCGUCGUCUUGUGUGGUGUAAGUUUUUCGCAACCGCCGCCAGAUUGUGCUGAAUGAUGAUGAUGUUGGGGUGGGGGUUGUGGGGCUGCUAGCUACUAACGGGCUCUCUUAGUAACUUGAGCGAAGGUAGCAGUAGCGAGCGGGGUCCGGUGGUGGCGGCGAUGGCAACAACGACGAAAAAAUUAUUGUAUUUUAUUCUAUUGGUAAUAAAUGUACUAUUAUCUAAUA